AUGGCCCAUUUCUCGUGCACUAUCUGCGGUCAAGAAGGCGAAUUUGGCGCUGAGAAAUCAGACGUCACCUGCGUAUCUUGGAAGACAACGGCCGCUUCAUGUCCCAAUUGCAUCCAAGUCAAGGCCAUGGACGAGCACAUUGAGGAAACACGCGCGUAUCUGCGACAUCUCGAAGCCCACCGUGCCGCCUUGAGGCGUGGCGCCAACGCCUUUCAUGACCCUUUCACAUCCCUCCUCCCGACCGAAAUCGCCUCGAAAAUCCUCUGUUUCUGCAUGGACGGUGAAGAUAGAGUCGAAAGAUGGAUACCGCUGGCCCUGUCUGCUGUCUCUAAGAAGUGGCGGGUCAUAGCGCACUCGACGCCGUUGCUGUGGGCCUCUAUUCGCCUUCGACCUGACCUGCGUUCAGGCCGGUACUCGUAUGAAGACAUGCUCCAUCAUUGGCUUCAACGAUCCUCUCAAUGCCCGCUUUCGAUAGACCUCAUAGUCAGCUCCACGCAAUACACUAAAGAAGAACUCGAGAAUCAGUAUCGCCCCAUCAUCGAAAUUCUCAACGCACACUGUCAUCGAUGGGGCAAACUUUCCGUCGUGAUGCCUAUCCAUCUACUCAGUCCCCUUAAGGGCAACUUUAUUGGCAAACCACUUCUCUCUCACCUCGAGAUUCGUGGCACCGAUCCCGAUGAUGAGGAUGACGAAGACAGUCGGAUUUGGAAGUUCGACUUAGGAACCUCUCUCCCCGCUCCCCAUACAGUCUCCCUUUCCUACUGCAGGCCACACAAUAUUCACAUAAAUUGGUGUAAUGUCACUAAUCUAUUUAUCAGGUUCCCUACGCUCCAUGAAAUCUUUGCACUCUUAAAAGCAGCGCCUCUUCUCCGUGAAUGUAGAGCUGAAUACCUGCAGUACGACAUCCAGGCUGCUAGCGGUUAUCAAGACCUCCCCAUAAUCCAUCAAAAUCUAACCAAAUUUGCUGUAAAAAUAUGGGAACACACCAUUUCUCCCCUUUUUGAUGCCCUUUGUUUCCCAGAUCUCAAUUCACUGGUCUAUUCCGGUGCCUACCCAACGAUGUCACCUCUCUUGUCCUUCCUGGUCCGAUCCUCUUGCCCCAUCAAGUCACUCACUAUCCACCUAAGUUCCGACUCCGACCACCGCGCUGAACUUUGUGACAUUCUAUGGGCCAUACCGACCGUAGAACGGCUCAAGAUAGAAGGGACUUGCAUGUUUGAUAACUUUUUCAAACUCCUAGCCGACAAUGAAGAGCGGAGAUUCCUACCGUCAUUGGUGGAGUUUUCCAAUAGCCAUUUGGCAGAUUGGAUCAGCAUGUUCACAUGGAAAGAGAUCUCCAAGGCUGUUGAAGCAAGGGCAUCUCUUCACCAUGCGGAGUCUGGUCUACCUGUUCUCAAGCGGUUUUCCUUGGUCGUAGCUGAGGAGAAAACUAAACACAUUUACUGCAUUGACAAAGAAAGUCUCCAGGUGUUUGAGAAGCUUCUUGCUAGCGGUAUUGACAUCAAAAUCUCCUACUGGAAAAAAGACUUUGUCAGUACUGAUGAUUUCAUGUUAUAUUCAAGAGCAUAUCACGAGGAGCAGAAACGUCAAUCUACGAGCGACAAUUAG
This is a messenger RNA of Cyclocybe aegerita, 1608 nucleotides long. The record is from the annotation of a GenBank genome assembly. NCBI's taxonomy places the organism in Eukaryota, Fungi, Basidiomycota, Agaricomycetes, Agaricales, Hemipholiotaceae.